CAGUGGUCCGUGGGUCUUGGGUGGUGGUCCAUGGCUCCCUGGGGGUGGUCCAUAGUCCAUGGGUCCUAGGCAGUGGUCCAUGGGUCCCAGGCAGUCAGUGAUCCAUAGUCCAUGGUCUACAAUCCAUGGAUCCUAGGCAGUCGUCCAUGGUCCAUAGUCCAUGAUUGAUAGUCCAUGAGCCCCAGGCAGUGCUCCAUGGUCUUUGGGACCCAGGCGGUGGUCCAUGGCCCAUGGAUCCCAGACGGUGGUCCGUGGUUUGUAGCCCACGGAUCCCAGGUGGUGGUCCAUGCUCUGUAGGCCAUGGUCUGUAGUCCAUGGAUCCCAGGUGUUGGUUCAUGGUCUGUCAUCCAUGGAUCCCAAGUGGUGGUCCAUGCUCUGUAGUCCAUGGUCUGUAGUCCAUGGAUCCCAGAUGGUGGUCCAUGCUCUACAGGCCAUGGUCUGUAGUCCAUGGAUCCCAGGUGGUAGACGAUGGUCUGUGGUCCAUGGAUCCCAGGCAGUGGUCCACAGAUCCCAGGCAGGCUCUGUUGAGUGAUGCUGCAGCCACUGGUCCCCGGCGGCACCACGGUGCUGGUGGAGCUCACCCCCGACAUCCACAUCUGCGGCAUCUGCAAGCAGCAGUUCAACAACCUGGACGCCUUCGUGGGGCACAAGCAGAGCGGGUGCCAGCUCACCAGUGCCACGGCCGGGGCCACCAGCACCGUCCAGUUUGUGUCGGAGGAAACGGUGCCGUCCACACAGGCACAGACCACGACCAGGACCAUCGCCUCGGAGACACAGACCAUCACAGUUUCUGCCCCAGAGUUUGUUUUUGAGCAUGGCUAUCAAACCUACCUGCCCAGUGAGAGCAGUGAGCCUCCAGCUGCUGCUGUCGUGUCCACACCACCCAAAGCACGGUCCAAAAAGUCCACUGCCUCACUCACACAGAAGAAACUAAACUGCUGCUACCCAGGCUGCCAGUUCAAGACUUCCUAUGGCAUGAAGGAUAUGGAACGUCAUCUACGAACACACACAGGAGACAAACCCCACAAGUGUGAGGUUUGCAGCAAGUGUUUCAGCAGGAAGGACAAGCUGAAGAUGCACAUGAGGUGCCACACGGGGGUGAAGCCCUACAAGUGCAAGCACUGUGAGUACGCGGCCGCCGACAGCAGCAGCCUCAACAAGCACCAGCGCAUCCACUCCAACGAGCGCCCCUUCAAGUGCCAGAUCUGCCCCUACGCCAGUCGCAACUCCAGCCAGCUCACUGUGCACCUCAGGUCCCACACAGGAGAUGCUCCUUUCCAGUGUCAGAUGUGCCCUGCUAAGUUUAAGAUCAACUCUGACCUGAAGAGGCACAUGCGUGUGCACUCCGGAGAGAAACCCUACAAGUGUGAGUUCUGCGAGGUCCGCUGCGCCAUGAAGGGCAACCUGAAGUCCCACAUCCGGAUCAAGCACAGCAUGGAGAACACUCUCAAGUGUCCAGAGUGCGACUUUCAGUGUGGAAACAAAACCAGCCUUCGGCAACACAUCCGAACUCACCAGCCCGAGCAGCCAGUGAAGUGCUCGGAGUGCAGCUACUCGUGCUCCAACAAGGCAGCGCUGAAGGUGCACGAGAGGAUCCACUGCAAAGAUCGGCCCUUCAAGUGUGAGUUCUGCAGCUUUGACACGAAGCAGCGCAGCAACCUGACCACCCACGUCAGGAAAGCUCAUGGAGACAAAGUCAAGACCAAGAAGCAGUCCAUGGAGAAGAAGGAAGGAGACAGGCCAAAGCAAGGUGGCUCCAGGCAAGUUGCCAAAUUGGAUGCCAAGAAAGCAUUUAAGUGUGACCUGUGUGAUGCUUCCUUUGUCCGAGAAGAUUCCCUCAGGAGUCAUAAGAAGCAGCACAGUCUGUAUAAUGGAUCUAAACAUAACGAGCUGGCUGUCCUGCAGCUCCAGAUGGACCCCAGCCGGCAGAACAGUGCCCCCAUCACCGUCAGCCACCUCCAGGUCCCACUGCAGCCUGCUCAGGUUUCUCCAUACAACGAGGGGAGGGUCAAGAUCAUCGUGGGCCACCAGGUCCCUCAAACCAACAGCAUUGUCCAGGCUGCCUCGGUGAACGUGGUGCCUCCUGCCCUGGUCAGCCAGGGCCAGGAGGAGCUGCCGGCCAACGGCCGCUUGCAGCUGCUGGGCCAGGUGAGCCUGGUGGCCCCAGCCCCCCCUGCCAUGGCCUCAGGGGACACCGGGCCCGUGGCACAGCCGGCAGUGCUGCUCACCACCCACGACCAGGGUGAUGGCAGUGCCCUGCACCAGGCUCUGAUUCCUGCUGCCCCCGUCAGCAGCCACGAGGCUGCCGCCAGCCAGGCCUUCAUCACCAGCUCCGGCAUCAGCUGCUCCGACUUGGAGGGCCUGAAUGCCUUGAUACAGGAAGGGGCAACAGAAGUGACUGUGGUCAGUGAUGGGGGGCAGAGUAUAACGGUGUCCACUGCAGCUCCCCCUCCUCCCAUCUUCUCUUCCUCCUCCCACACUGAAGCCCCAAAGCAGACCUACUCCAUCAUCCAGAGUGGAGCACACACAGCUCUGCUGUGCCCAGCAGACUCCAUACCAGAUUAGUCACAAACACUGUUCCUGCUCACAUCUCUCUCUCAGAGGCAGUGCUGAGCUCAGCAGAAAUCCAUAGGACAUCAGUGACUGCAGGACUUAUCCUCCAAAGCCAAAUAUACAUUUUACUUGUCUGUACAUGGAAACAUUCUUGUUCCUGAAGAGGAGGAUGUAUUUAUAUAUAUUUAUGUGCCUCUAUUGAGAUGGGAGGCUGUGUUCUUUGUAAAAUCUGAGCAUCAAAGCAAGUGUUGCCAGUGUCCCCAAGCAGUGAGAUUCCCACAGUAUGGCUCCUGUAUUAUGCUGCCUAAAAUAAGAAAGCCUCACCUUAUGCUGAAUUACUAUCCCAGCAGUCUUUUUCUUUUAUACACACACAAAAAGACAAAAGUUUGAGCCAUUCUGAAGUUUAUUUUAGUGAAGUGUCUUUCAGUUCCAUGCUGUGUGUGCAUUCACUGCUCCUGGCUGAUCUCUGAGAAAUCCCUAGUACUGGGUCUAAUCCAGCCCUGGUAAAGUUUAGUGGGGCUGUUCCUUAGUAUCUGUAGAAAUUGCUGGAACCUGGCACUUGGAAAUACUUAGGCAGAAGACCAGGUGAUUGUUUUUAGAAAACAAAAGAAUUUUGUCCCUUCAUCAGUAGUAACUAACUUUGUUAGCAAGAACACAAUUGCAAAGUAUCUCCCUCCCUGGCACAGUGAUCUCUGUCAGAGGCACCUGUGAUUUAAAGAGAAAAAUGACUGCAAAUAUAUUUUUUACAAACACUCCUAACAUUUUGGUUUUAUUUUGAUGCUGCCUGUUUGGAGUUGCAUGGGUAGUAAAAGUGCUUUACAGUUUGAGUCUCACUCAUGUAGGGCUUGCAUGUCAGAGACUCUGCUGAUGGAGCUUUCAAAGGGCUCCAGCUGGACAAGAAACUUCUGCCUGGGACAUGGGACAGGAGGUGGUGGCCAUGGGCUGAGGGGUUAGAGCUGGUGGCUGUACAUGACUGCAAAGGGGUGGUAAUCUGAUUUUAAGACAAAAGUUUGGCUGUGAUAUCUGAGUUUUGAGAUGUGACAAGAACUAAUAUGACAGCUGUAGUUGGACAAAGUACUGAUAUUGGUGGGUAAGGUGGGCAGGCUUUUGGGUGUAGAAAGUUACACCAAGCCUACAAACUUCUAAGUGCAAAUGUACCACAAUUUGGCAACUAAAAAAGGCAAUUAAUUUUCCCAUACUCGUUGGUGUAAGUGAACUCUGCAGGGAGGGUUUCCUGAGCUCCACGUAUUCUGUGUCAUCCAUAGGUGGUGCCAGAGGCCCAAAGAAACUUUGGAGUGUGCUCUGUUCUCCUGGAUGAUGUUUCCUGUUUAAGAGUUCCCUGCUCUUAACUCUACCCGGUAAAAGCAUUUCCAAAUUCACUUCUAGAAGACGUUACAAAAAGCCUGGCUGUAAAAAUCUUACUUUCACCUAAGAUAAAAAGCAGCAAAUAAAAAGAAAUGUCCAACAUUUUCUACAUGAAGCAGAUCUGUGGCCAAAACUUAUCUCACAAUUUAUGUUAAACUGGUAAUUUUUUACUCCCUGUUCGUAUUCCGUACAUAGUUGACAGCUACAGAAUUGUCGGGCACUGCAAGAAUGCCACAAAAUGUGGGAUUCCGAGGAAGUUGAUGGUUUGAACUGCAAUUUAUGUGUGUUUGCCCUUGCCUCCAGCCCUGCAAGGGUGCCAGGGGAUGCACCUCCAGGGAUCUCACCUUCAAUCUAAUGUCACACUUAAGGUUACACAGCUCUGUUACCUGCACUGCAGUUUCACAAAAAGCCUCCUUUAUCUUCUAAAAUAGGAAACCAGCAGAUUUGUCAUAUUGUAAAGACUCCCCUUGGUUCUGGUCCUCCCUGUGCCUCGAAGAUAAACAGGAAAGAUAAUAAAAUGGUGUGAAUGAA
Pipra filicauda (Wire-tailed manakin) is the source of this 4449-nucleotide messenger RNA. RefSeq names its product ZFP64 zinc finger protein (gene ZFP64). Gene Ontology annotation, cellular component: nucleus. The transcript is spliced from 6 exons. Lineage: Eukaryota; Metazoa; Chordata; Aves; Passeriformes; Pipridae. The record is from RefSeq and is a predicted model, not a curated record. The coding region runs from base 532 to 2565 and encodes 677 amino acids. Gene Ontology annotation, biological process: regulation of gene expression.